CGUACAGUAAAAUGCAGUUUCACGUACUCCACAGUACUUGUCACAGUGCGAAUGGUGGAUUGGUGUCAUCCCGUCCUCACAAAAUAAGUUUGAUCAAAACUUUUUGCUCACUCGAACGCUUUUACUAAGCAAAACCCACUUUGUCAAGUAAAAGAAAAGCAAACUACAACCAUGGCCGAGGAACCAACCAAGACGGAAGAGCACAUGACCCUGGACGUUGACGAGAUCGCUGACAUUGAUGAACCUUGGAUGAAGUACCAUGAAUUUGCUUGCGAGGUUGAUCCCGAUCAGGACUACAAGUCCAACGAAAUCAAGUUGUGCAAUUUCUCCCGUCCCCACAUGCGUGCCUUUCACUGCUCGUGGAUGGGAUUCUUCAUUGCGUUCUUUAUCUGGUUUGCCAUUGCUCCUUUGCUAUCGGAAAUCAAGGAUACACUCGGAUUGACCAAGAAGGAAAUCUGGACAUCCAGUAUCGUGGGAGUCGCUGGAACCAUUGCUAUGCGUUUCAUUUUGGGUCCUCUCUGUGACAAAUUUGGUGCCCGUGUCCUCAUGUCGGGGAUUCUAUGCAUUGCCAGUGUCCCAACCGCCUGCACUGGUUUGAUUAACUCUGCCGCUGGAUUGGCCAUUCUACGUCUCUUUAUCGGUAUUGCCGGAGGUACCUUUGUCAUGUGCCAAUACUGGUCCAGCCGCAUGUUCACCAAGAACGUUGUGGGAACAGCCAAUGCCCUCGUGGGAGGAUGGGGAAACUUGGGAGGAGGUGUUACACAGCUCGUCAUGGGAUCCUUGCUCUUUCCCCUCUUCAAGGAGAUCUUCAAGAACUCUGAGGAUCCCGCAGAGAAGGCUUGGCGUACAGUCAGCAUCGUCCCUGCCGUGGUUGCCUUUGGCUUGGGUGUCACCAUCUUCUUUGUCAGUGAUGACGCUCCAACUGGUAACUACGCCGAACUCAAGCGUCGUGGAGCCAUGCCCGAGAUCUCGGCUGCCGCGUCGUUCCGAUCUGGUGCUUUGAACUUGAACACAUGGAUCCUAUUCGUCCAAUAUGCGUGCUGCUUCGGUGUCGAGUUGACCAUGAACAAUGCUGCCGCUCUCUACUUCAAGGAUGAGUUUGGCCAAUCUACUGAAUCCGCUGCUGCUAUUGCAUCCAUUUUUGGAUGGAUGAAUCUGUUUGCUCGUGGUAUUGGAGGAUGGGGCAGUGACAAGGCCAACGCUAGACUUGGAAUGCGUGGACGUUUGGCUGUCCAGACCGUCUUGCUCCUUGGCGAAGGCUUGUUGGUUCUUCUAUUUGCCAACACUGGAAGUUUGGGCCUUGCCAUUGUCGUCAUGGUUUUCUUCAGUCUCUUUGUGCAAGCCGCCGAAGGUUCCACCUAUGGUAUCGUUCCUUAUGUCGAUCCUCCAUCCACUGGAUCGAUUGCAGGUAUUGUCGGAGCUGGUGGAAACACUGGAGCCGUGUGCUUCGGUCUUGGUUUCCGCCAACUGGAAUACUUUGACGCUUUCAUGUUGAUGGGUGCCGUCAUUCUUGCAUCUUCCGUAUUGUCCGCUGGGGUGUUCAUCAAGGGUCAAUCCUCCUUGUUCUGUGGAGGCAGCGAACAAAUGACGGUGGAAAAGGCAAAUGCUCAAGCCGGUCAAACACUCAUGGUUCCAGAACCAGACGUGGAGAUUGCUGCCAAGAUGGAUCUUGAUGAUGUCAUCGAAGAGAUUGAAGCCUAAGUUGCCAAUCUGCUGAAUGGUGUAUCCAGACUGCUAUUAUGGAUGCCGAGAGGCUCGAAACAAGAAAUUUGGGAGCCCGCAAGCAAGAUGCCAGCCUUGCUUGACUUUGUGUGUUUCAUGUUGUGAAGUAAGAGGAGUUUGAAUUAAUUAGUAUAUUGUUAUGCUAC
Seminavis robusta is the source of this 1868-nucleotide messenger RNA. NCBI's taxonomy places the organism in Eukaryota, Bacillariophyta, Bacillariophyceae, Naviculales, Naviculaceae. The record is from the annotation of a GenBank genome assembly.